Molecule: messenger RNA, 1723 nt
Organism: Mangifera indica (mango)
Lineage: Eukaryota; Viridiplantae; Streptophyta; Magnoliopsida; Sapindales; Anacardiaceae
Product: transcription factor MYB61-like
Exons: 3
Coding region: 190-1467 (425 amino acids)
Biological process (GO): regulation of stomatal movement
Source: RefSeq, a predicted model, not a curated record
UCUUGAAUGUGACUUUGUAUCUCUUUGAAGUCUCUUCUGCUAUUAAUUUUGAUUCCCCACCACCACGACCUCCUGCUACUUCAUUUUCUUAGCCUCCUUUUCAUCUAUCUCUCUCUGUCUCUCUGUGUGUUUUUUACAAGUUUCACCACAGUUUUGCUCAGGCUCCAUCAUAUAAACUUUCUGGUUGACAUGGGAAGGCAUUCUUGCUGCUACAAGCAGAAGCUGAGGAAGGGUCUGUGGUCUCCUGAAGAAGAUGAGAAGCUUCUUAAUUAUAUUACCAAGCAUGGACAUGGCUGCUGGAGCUCAGUCCCCAGGCUUGCAGGUCUUCAAAGAUGUGGAAAGAGUUGCAGGCUGAGAUGGAUUAAUUAUCUGAGGCCUGAUUUAAAGAGAGGAGCAUUUUCAGUUCAGGAAGAGAACUUGAUUAUUGAACUCCAUGCGGCGCUUGGAAACAGGUGGUCUCAGAUUGCAGCUCAGUUGCCAGGGAGAACCGAUAAUGAGAUUAAGAAUUUAUGGAACUCUAGCAUUAAGAAGAAGCUGAGACAAACAGGCAUUGACCCCAACACUCACAAGCCACUCUCUGAGGUGGAGAAUGAUAAAGAAAAGAAAAUUAUAAGCAAUGAAAAGGCCUCUGGAUAUCACUCUAAUGAGCCUGCAAACUUGAAACCUCCUUCAUUUUCUGCAGAAAGACACCACCCUCUUGAAGUUUCUUCAACCUCGAAGAUCAUCAGCGGCAGCAGCAACUUGACAGGUACUCCUCACACUCAGGAGUUUUUCCUGGAUAGAUUUGGUGCUUCCAAUGAUAGUUCAACCACAAGUUGCAGGCCUGAUUUGGUAGGCUAUUUUCCUUUCCAGAAGAUGAAUUAUGGGCCUAAUAUCGGCUUAUCAGUUAAUGUGAAUUCGUCGCUUUGCUUCAAUCCAAAUUCCUCCUCUUCUGAUCAGAUGAUUUCUGAGAUUAAUUCCACCAUGACACAAACUAUUCUCCCUUCCAUCCCAUCCUCAAUGUUCCAAACUCCAAUUCGUGUAAAGCCUUCCAUUAGUCUUCCUUCUGAGAAUCCUUCUAGUGAUAUCAAUGGGGUCCAAAAUUGGGAAGCUAGUAGCUUCAGUAACCAUGGCAGCGCCAGCAAUGGAAGCACUAGUAGUAGCAUUGAAUUCCAAAGCAACAAUUCCUUCUUCGAGAGCAACACUGCCGCCUUCUCGUGGGGACUUACAGACUGUGGAAAAUCUGGUGAUCAAGAAGACAUCAAAUGGUCUGAAUAUCUCAGUACACCAUUCUUCCUUGGAAGCACAAUACAAAACCAAACCCCUCAGCCUAUGUACUGUGAAGUUAAACCAGAAGCACACUUUAAGUCAGAUGGAUCAAGUACCAGUUGGCACCAUCAGAACCAGCAUCAACAAACUUCUCAGGCUUCAGAUAUGUAUACUAAAGAUCUACAAAGACUUUCUGUGGCUUUUGGACAGACCCUUUAGCUUGUAAUUUUCUUGUACUUAGGAGGUGCAGAGUCAACUUGAAGGAGGGAUGAGGAUUACACAAGUUCGUUUUUUUUUCUUGUCUGAUGGAUUGUAAAAGGUGUCUUCUUGUUAUAGGUGUGUGCCAUAGAAUUUUCUUUUGAUUUUGUAAAGUUUCCUUAUACAAAAAUCCCCAUAUUUGUGAUUGAACCAAGUUUUUUUAGUUAUUCUUGCCCAUAAAAUGCAAUAGAAUAUAAAGAAUAAGUCUUUCUUUCUG